Molecule: messenger RNA, 1677 nt
Organism: Cyphellophora europaea CBS 101466
Lineage: Eukaryota; Fungi; Ascomycota; Eurotiomycetes; Chaetothyriales; Cyphellophoraceae
Exons: 7
Coding region: 1-1677 (558 amino acids)
Molecular function (GO): heme binding; iron ion binding; oxidoreductase activity, acting on paired donors, with incorporation or reduction of molecular oxygen
Source: RefSeq, a predicted model, not a curated record
AUGGCGGUGACACGAUCAGUUCUCGUGGUAGCCUUGGCGAUUACCGUACUACUGGGCUUGAGAAGACUGCUCCGAAUCGGUAAAAGGGCCUCAGGGCUGCCACCAGGUCCUCCAACGAUACCUAUCCUAGGUAAUCUACACUUGGUCCCAGCCAGAGAUGCUCAUCUACAGUUCCAGAAAUGGGCGCAAGAAUACGGUCCAAUCUACUCGCUUAUGCUGGGAACGAAGACCUUCAUCGUACUGUCCUCGGAUACAGCAGUAAAGGAUCUGUUGGACAGAAGAAGUAACAUCUAUUCAUCACGUCCCGACAUGUUCAUCGGUAUGGAUCUAGCCAGUGGUGGGCUCAGAAUACUGUUGAUGAAAUACGGCUCCACAUGGCGAAUGAUCCAUAAGAUGAUCCACAAUAUCCUGAACAUCAAGGCCGCAGUAACGUACGUGCCUUAUCAAGACCUUGAGAACAAGUUCAUGCUUCAAGGCCUGCUCGAUCAGCCGGCCGAGUUUGCGAACCACAUCAGGCGCUACACCAAUUCUCUCACGACCCAAAUGGUCUUCGGUUUCCGAACCUUGAGUAUUAACGAUCCUAAGUUGCAACAGUUGUUCAGAGCAACUUCCCAGGGAUUCGAGCAUUGGGGUGAAGUCGCCGGAAGUGCAGCAGCCCAGAUCCUUGAUCUAUUUCCUGCUCUGCAACGUCUUCCCAGCUACCUCGUCCCGAACUAUCGUCAUGCCCAGAGACUACACAAGAAGGAGAAACAAUUGUAUAUGGGUCACUGGCUCAAGGCCAAGACAGGAAUUCGAAACGGGACUGUUAUGCCCUGUUUCUGUGUCGAUCUAAUGAAGGCGCAAGAGAAAGAGGGAUUCUCCGACGACCUGGCUGGAUAUACGAGUGGGUCCUUGUUGGAAGCCGGAUCCGACACCACUGCUGCUACCCUGAUUGGCUUCGUUCAAGCCAUGACAGUCUUUCCCGAGGUACAAAAGAAAGCACAGGAAGAAAUCGAUAGGAUCGUCGGCAAUGGACGAAUGCCUACGAUGGAAGACGCGUCGAACAUGCCCUACAUCCGUGGUUGCGUUAAAGAGAGUCUAAGAUGGAUGCCAACGAACAUACUUGGAGUGCCCCAUUCACUAAUCAGAGACGACGAGUAUAUGGGCUACAAGAUUCCCGAGGGAGCUAGCGUGAUCAUGAACGUCUGGACAAUUCAUAUGAACGCGGAAAACUUUCCAGACCCUCGAAAAUUCGAUCCAGACCGCUUCAAGGACGACGAACUCAGUCUCUUUGAAUCCGCCACGACUUCCGACCCACAAAAGCUAAUGACGCGAUCAUUCGUUUUCGGCGCCGGUCGACGUUUAUGUCAGGGCAUGCACAUCGCUGAGCGAUCACUGUUCCUCGCCAUGGCGCGGAUGCUCUGGGCAUUCAGCUUCACCAAGGCCGUCGAUGGACAUGGCAAGCCAAUCACACCAGACAUCAACGACCUCACGCAGGGUUUAUUCGUUCUUCCGGCUCCGUUCCAGAGCAUUAUUGAACCACGAAGCGGAAAGCAUGCUGAGAUGAUUCGGCAGGCCUGGGGUGAGAGCAAAGACACCUUGCUUCAUCCUGAGACUGGGCAGUGGAUUAAGGUCCCGGACGGAAUGCUGUUCUCGACGUACGAGCCGUCCAAGGAUAUCACGAUGAAUGAAAUGUAG